This is a messenger RNA of Mycetomoellerius zeteki, 1745 nucleotides long. RefSeq names its product RNA-binding protein squid (gene sqd). Lineage: Eukaryota; Metazoa; Arthropoda; Insecta; Hymenoptera; Formicidae. Gene Ontology annotation, cellular component: nucleoplasm; chromatin. The transcript has 9 exons. Gene Ontology annotation, molecular function: RNA binding. The coding region runs from base 168 to 1229 and encodes 353 amino acids. Gene Ontology annotation, biological process: regulation of gene expression. The record is from RefSeq and is a predicted model, not a curated record.
CGCAGCGCACGACGCCGUACUUUCUUCUCCAUUGGGCAGUCAGACAGAACGGCCGUGUAACGAGCUAUCGGCGAGCAUUCAAGUAGCUUUGUGCUCAUACAGUGCAUCGUGGUGUGCCGCGUAUCGUAACUUACGCGGGUAAUAUCGACAGAUAAAAAGCAGACGCGAUGGCCGAUCAGGAGAGCAAGGAUUUCAGCGACGACAUCGCGGAACAAAACUUCGCGGAGCAGAACGGCGAGGCCGAUAACAACGGCGAGAAUAACGUCGCAGAGAACAAUCAGGAGUCGCAAGAAGACAGGUCGGCCGGGGCUAACCAGGAUUCUCUAAACGAUAGGAAAUUAUUCGUCGGUGGUUUAAGCUGGGAAACGACAGACAAGGAAUUGCGAGAACAUUUCAGCGCAUAUGGUGAUAUUGAAAGCAUCAAUGUGAAGACAGAUCCAAAUACAGGACGAUCGAGAGGAUUUGCCUUCAUCGUUUUUGCUAAAGCUGAAUCUCUUGAUAAGAUUAUGUCUGCUGGUGAUCACGUUAUCAACAACAAAAAGGUUGAUCCUAAAAAGGCAAAAGCCAGACACGGGAAAAUAUUCGUCGGCGGGCUUUCGACAGAACUUUCCGAUGAUGAUAUCAAGAAUUUCUUUUCACAGUUUGGAACUAUUGUCGAGGUAGAGAUGCCAUUCGACAAAACAAAAAAUCAGAGGAAAGGAUUCUGUUUCAUCACUUUUGAAUCUGAACAAGUGGUGAAUGAACUGUUGAAAACUUCGAAACAAACGAUAAAUGGUAAAGAGGUUGAUGUAAAAAAAGCAACACCCAAGCCCGAUGGAAUGAUCGGUAUGCGCGGUGGACCUGGCGGCCGUGGCAGUCGUGGCGCCAGAGGUGGCCGAGGUCGAGGAUUUGGUCAAGGUGGAUGGGGACAGGGUGGCUAUGGCGGCGGUUAUAGUGGUGGCUACGGUCAAGGAGGAUACGGCGGUGGCUACGAUGGAUACGGAUACGAUUAUUACGGUGGGGGUGGGUACGGAGGUUACAGCGGCUACGACUACAGUGGAUACGACGGAUAUGGAUAUGGCAGUGGUAAUUACGACGGUGGCUACAGUGGCGGGCGCGGUGGCGCACGCGGUAAAGGUAUCGCAAGCCGCGGUUUCCGUUUACAAUCACAUUACAACUCGUCCAAUCAUUCCAUUCAAUAUGUAUCAACAUCGGCCAAUAGUCAAAAAAACAAGAUUCGAACUGCAUGAAAUUUUACAGAAACCGUUCCAAUAAUAUUUUGUUGAUUUUGUUUUUGUAUAUACAUAUACGCGCUUGCUUUUUUCAACUUAUAAAACAUUUGCGUGCACGUGCGCACGCAUUGUGUAUAUCGUGAAUGAAUACCUAUAAUAGUAGAUAUUAUUUUAAUUUUUUCUACAAAACGACACGGCAAAACAAUGAUGAACCAUCAUAGAUGAGUAAGCACGCAAUAUGUUUUCUACAUGUCAUGCGAAAAAUCGAUUUGAAAACCGGAUAAAUCGUGCUGUUUAUAACGACCGUGUGAAAUAAUAUAAAAGGAUUACUUCUUCCUUAUUAGUAAGAUAUAAUAAUAGGAUUAAAUAAAUUCGUUUUGUGUACAUAAUAUAUAUCUCAUACAUACAAUUGUAGUUUUGUUCUGACCUCCUAUAUGGCAACUUAAUAUUUUUUUUCUUUUUAAUACACGACAUGUACACAAGAUUUAUGUCUGAAACGUAGAGAUCAUUUAUACACAUAGAUUUAAUAAAAGA